Sardina pilchardus (European sardine) is the source of this 1110-nucleotide messenger RNA. RefSeq names its product proline-rich protein HaeIII subfamily 1-like. NCBI's taxonomy places the organism in Eukaryota, Metazoa, Chordata, Actinopteri, Clupeiformes, Clupeidae. The record is from RefSeq and is a predicted model, not a curated record. Gene Ontology annotation, cellular component: membrane. The coding region runs from base 189 to 824 and encodes 211 amino acids. The transcript has 2 exons.
GCAUAAGGCUGGCCAGCCAGAGAGGAAAAUAGCACUCAGGAGGCAAGUGCACUGUCGUUGUUUUGCAAGAAGAGUGGUGAGAAUAAUUGUGAGUGAGAGAGUGAUGUAAGGGAAAAGAGAGAAGAGAAGAAAAGGACUUGAUUAAGAAAUACUUAUACCCAUCCAUAAGAAGCAACCCUAAAGGGAAGAUGGAUCCCAGCAAGGCCUCUGCUCCCCCUUCUGGCUGGAAUCACGAUGACAAAGCAGGAAUGGCUCAUCCACCACCACCCUACCAAGACCAGCACCCCUAUCCUGGGGCUUACCCGUCCCCGGGGGCCGUACACCCCCAAGGGGCCUACUACCCGCCUGGACCUGGGGGUCCUCCAGCAGGAGUCCACAUGGGCCAGCCUUACCCUCAAGCCCAGUACCCUCAAGGCCAGUAUCCGCAGGGCCAGUACCCACAAGGCCAGUAUCCGCAGGGCCAGUAUCCGCAGGGCCAGUACCCACAAGGCCAGUACCCGCAGGGCCAGUACCCGCAGGGUCAGUACACCCAGGGAAACACGGUUAUGGUCCAGCCUACGACGGUGUUUGUGACCAACUCACCUCUCCCCCAUCCGGUGCCGGACUACUUGGGCUAUUCUAUUUUCAAUUUGUUGUGCUGCUGCCUCCCACUCGGCAUUGCAGCCCUCAUCUUCUCUAUUUCUACUCGUGAAGCCAAUAGCCAUGGCGACCGACUAACGGCUGAGAAGAACUCCCAAACAGCACGGAAACUGAACCACGCCGCCCUCGCCCUUGGCCUCAUCAUCACCGCUACCGUCAUCAUCUUCUAUGUCAUUGGGCAUUAAUUACAAACACCCCCUGAUAUAAUCUAUUAUACAGUAUAAUCUGGAAUAUCGGAAUGGUUGAAAAUCUACUGCCACUGUUUGAACAUCCUUUUCACAAGCCUCUGUAAACAGAUUGUUUAAAGUAAGUGGAAAUAGGGGAAAAUGCAUGUGGUAGACAUGUGAUUACCAAAAAACAUUCUGAACUCACUUGCAUUGUCAUUUUAAAGCCUUUAAUAUGUAUAUAAUAAAUGUUCAAGUAAAAUUUUACUGUCAUGUUCUCAUAAAAAGGAUUUAUCAGUUGACAUUU